AUGUCCUCAUCCCAGACCCAGCCUGAAGUCCAGGAGAAGAUCUCGGCGGCGAGGAGAGAAGCAGAUGGCCUCAAGGACAGGAUCCGUGCUGCCAAGGACCAGACCGCCGACACUAGCUUGCGCGCCAUGGCCAAUGACACACCUCCCCUCCCGCGUCUUACGCUCAAGGUGCGCCGUACACUCAAGGGCCACUUGGCCAAGAUCUACGCGCUGCACUGGUCCGCAGACAAGCGCCACCUCGUCUCGGCGUCGCAGGACGGCAAGCUCAUUGUCUGGGACGCCUACACCACCAACAAGGUCCACGCCAUCCCCCUGCGGUCAUCAUGGGUCAUGACGUGUGCCUACUCCCCCUCGGGCGGCUACGUUGCCUGCGGUGGUCUCGACAACAUCUGUACCAUCUACUCGCUGCGCGGCGCAGGCCCCGGACAGCCCGGAGGCCAGGUCAAGGUCGCCCGUGAACUGAGCGCACACACUGGCUACCUCUCGUGCUGUCGCUUCCUCAACGACCGCCAGAUCGUCACCUCGUCCGGCGACAUGACCUGUAUGCUCUGGGACAUUGAGCAGGGCACCCGCACCAUGGAGUUUAACGACCACACCGGCGACGUCAUGAGCAUUUCGCUCGCACCAAACCAAAACCAGAACCUGUUCGUCUCGGGUGCCUGCGACGCGACCGCAAAGGUCUGGGACAUUCGUACCGGCAAGGCCGUCCAGACGUUUACAGGCCACGAGUCGGACAUCAACGCCGUCCAGUUCUUCCCCAACGGCGACGCCUUUGUCACCGGUUCCGACGACGCCACCUGCAAGCUCUUUGACCUGCGUGCCGACCGCGAGCUCAACUCGUACCAGCACGACAACAUCCUGUGCGGUAUCACGUCCGUCGCAUUCUCCACCUCGGGCCGCGUCCUCUUUGCAGGCUACGACGACUACAACUGCAACGUCUGGGACACUCUCAAGGGCGAGCGCAUCGGUGUCCUGGCAGGCCACGACAACCGUAUCUCGUGUCUCGGCGUCUCGGGCGACGGUAUCGCCCUGUGCACGGGCUCGUGGGACUCGUUGCUCAAGGUCUGGUCGUAG
Apiotrichum porosum is the source of this 1074-nucleotide messenger RNA. RefSeq names its product guanine nucleotide-binding protein subunit beta 1 (gene GPB1). The record is from RefSeq and is a predicted model, not a curated record. The transcript has 2 exons. Lineage: Eukaryota; Fungi; Basidiomycota; Tremellomycetes; Trichosporonales; Trichosporonaceae. Gene Ontology annotation, molecular function: signaling receptor complex adaptor activity; protein binding. Gene Ontology annotation, cellular component: heterotrimeric G-protein complex; cytoplasm. The coding region runs from base 1 to 1074 and encodes 357 amino acids. Gene Ontology annotation, biological process: G protein-coupled receptor signaling pathway.